CUUUAUCGUGCUAGAUUAUCUCCCUUUACAUAUUUGAUGUGAUCCUUUUGUUUUUUAAGUUAUGAUUUGGACUUUGUGCUUAAAUAGCAAUGUAGCCGCAGUGGUUAUGUUAGGUGAUGUUGACUGUCAGCAGAUUAACCAAACGACAAAUGUUCCAUCACAAGGAAAUGUGUACCAUGAGUGAAUCUUUUUCAGCAGUUGAGCAGGAAGUUGACGUUGGGGAACAUCAAUGCAGUUUUUGUGAGAAGUCAUAUAAAACUGCAAAGAGUUUACGAGCCCAUGUAAAGUGUCACACUGGCGAGGGCUACCAGUGCCGGUUUUGUUUGAUGUUUUGUACUGCUCCAUCAACUCUCGAACGACACAUGAAAACACACACUGAGCAACAGUCAUGUUCGUGUGUUGUGUGUGAUCGACAGUUUGUAGCUCCCAAGAAUCUGAAGUGGCAUGUGCGAGCUGUCCACGGUGGUGAUGUGAACAUUCUGAUGAAAUCUCUAGGUGAACAGUACGGAUGCAUUGAUUUGUCAUCCACUUUUCCAUGUCAGUUUUGUGAGAAAUCAUACGCACAGAUCAAGUCGUUGAAAAAACAUUUGAUUUCCGUGCAUGGUUACGACGGAGACCACAUUACUGUUACUGCCAGCACCACAAAGAGCACUGCCAUUGGAGACGGUGUGAAUUCAUCUCAUAAUGAAUGUUUCGUGUUCUACCCCAGCAAGACUGCCGGUCCCUCUCCCACGGAGAACUCAACGCCAGAAGUACUGUACACCUGUGAGCUGUGCCCCGAGGACCAACUGUUCCCGACUUUAGAGAGUGUUUUGGCCCACAUGCAGGUUCAUCAGUCGGAAACAAGUGAAAACACAACACAAAAUGGUCAAAGUACAUCCCAUGAAAAUCAGACAAUUGACAAUUUGUGUUUAUCCCCAAAGGAAGGUGAAUCAACCAUUCAGGAUUCACCUCCAUUGUUAAAAAACAUUGAAAAUGUGAAUGAUGUUGAUCCUGAUACAUUACCUCAGUUGAUUCACAUGCCUCAGGUACAAGAGAACAGUAUGGUGUCUGUAGAAAAUAGUGACACAAAUGGACUUCUAAUUGUAGGCAGCCAUCCAGAAACAGCUACAGCUAAGUGCAGUACUAUUAUGAUGCUUACAGAGAAUGAUGACGAGUGUUCAGAUUUCAGCGAUGGAUACGAGGAAUCUGAUAGUGUUGGUGUGGGACCAGUUGGUUCGGUUGAAGACGAGUCUGUAUGCAUGAAACAAGAAACACUUGAGUCUGACUCAUUACCUAGCAAUGAAGAUAUGCACAGUGUGAGUGAUAAAUCAUCCAGGUUAGCAAAUUCUUACUCCAUACUUGGGUAUGACAAGAAUCUGCACAUCCUGGAUGUGCAGGAGUUUCAGUGUAAAAACGAAACCAGUACUUGUAGUGUUAAGGUUCUCGAAGUGGAUGCAAGGGAGCUCACUGAGCAAGGCUUUAUUGACGUCUUUGUUAUUAAAAAUGAAAAGCCACCUAGUCCGAGUACCUUACGGAAAGUAGAAGGCAUUGAGUCUUUUGAUAAUAUUUUAAAUGCUACAAUAAAGCAGGAAUGUCUUGAGCCUAGUUCUCCACAUGACGGUAAUGAGAUAUUCAUUCUUGAAAAUGAGGGGAUAAUUCCUGCAAGCAGAUCUAAAAUGAUCACAAAGAAAGACCGCACUAUGAAAAGUCUUAGGUGCACCAUCUGUGGGCGGUGCUUCGAGUCUCGUGAGAGUCUGUAUCAUCACAAGAAGACCAUGCACAUCAAGUCAAACAACCGCUUCAAGUGUCAGCUAUGCAUGAACACGUAUAUGACCUGGUCCUACCUGAAGAAACAUCACCAACGUGUCCAUUAUAACAGGGAGAAGGCUAGGUUCAAGUGUUCUUACUGUCCCGAGGCAUUUCCACAAAGACACAUGCUGAGGAUGCAUGUGAAAAAACACACUGGCCAAAAAGAUCAUGUUUGCGAUGUCUGCAACAAAAGAUUUGCUGAACUCUUUGUUUUGAAUGCGCAUCGGAAACUGGUACAUUUCCCCGAAAAGCUUUACGAGUGUGUAGAAUGCCAGAAAAAGUACAAAUCUUGUGCAGGAUUAAAGAAGCACAUGUUUUCACAUAAUGCAGAAAAGAAGUAUGCUUGUCAUUGUGGGAAAACGUUUUCCAACCCUGAGUCUUUACUGCAUCACGAGAAGCUUCACAGUGACGAGCGACCGUUUGCAUGUGAUCAGUGCAGUAAAGCCUUUGUGAUGAGAGCCACCCUGAAGAAACACAUUAAGCGAGUCCAUGAGAAUGUGAAGAGAAUUGACAUCACCAAGAAACCAUACGUCUGUGACUGUGGGAAGCGAUUUGCCGUUGAAUCUUACCUUACGAACCACAUUGCAUGUUACCAUGCUGACUUCAAACCUCAUGUCUGUCAUCUUUGUCAAAAACAGUUUUCCAAAAGAUUUAUGUUAAAUAAGCAUGUAAAGAAAGAUCACCCAGGAUCUAUUCCUCAGAAAGACAACAAUGUGCCCAAACAAACAGUUCCUUGUGAAACUUGUGGAAAGAAGUUCAUCAGUGUUUACCAUCUGAAUCGCCAUAUGAAGAGAUUUCACCCCAGUGAAGACAAAUCCUCUGAUCUAGAGUCGGAGAAACCAUCAACGUUCGUCUGCCACUGUGGGAAGGAGUUUUCACAGGAGAGGUACCUCAAGUGUCACCUGAUCGUCCACGACCAGCUCAGACCAUUCACGUGUGACGUGUGUGACAAGACCUUCUCCAAGCUCUUCAAGCUUAACAAGCACAUCAAGCACGUGCAUAUGAAGAAAGCUAAACCCGUGGACCCCAACAAGAGCUUCGUGUGUGAGUGUGGGAAGAGGUUCUCCAACAAGAGGAACCUCGCCUGUCACGAGAUCACACACAAGCCUCGCACGGAAUUCAAGUGUCCAGUCUGUGGGAAGGACUUUGGGGCCAAGUAUCUACUCAACAAACAUCUCAGACGAGUCCACGAAGAAGAUCCAAAUGAUUACAGCGAACACUUUAAAUAGUGCUUACUUGCAACAGUAACUUAUCGAGUGCACACCGUUGUAUUGCUUUGCAGUAUAAUUUCUUGCCGUUGCUAUAUACUGAAAUUUAAUGUAUUCUUUCAAAUAUGUAAUUUCUGAAAUAUAUAUAUAUAUAUAUAUUGAAUAUUUU
Molecule: messenger RNA, 3168 nt
Organism: Gigantopelta aegis
Lineage: Eukaryota; Metazoa; Mollusca; Gastropoda; Neomphalida; Peltospiridae
Product: zinc finger protein 569-like
Exons: 2
Coding region: 117-3020 (967 amino acids)
Cellular component (GO): nucleus
Source: RefSeq, a predicted model, not a curated record